AUGCUAGCCUCUUUGCGACCGCAAUCGCCCCCUUCCUUUGACGUCAACCGACGCCGCCCCCAGACCUCCCUCCUCUAUCCCAGCCGUUCGCCUUACCACGCUUCACAGCCCUUACCUUUACAAAUGGAAAGUUUUGGCGCCGAGCGACGCGAUCCAACGCCACCCUCGCGUCUGGCAGCACAUGCGCCUUGGCUCGGAUCCAGUUCCUACGGCGCAGACCCUGGCCCAGACGCUCCGGAGCAGAGGUCUAGCCCACAGGCUCGUCAACGGUCAUGGCAUCAUCCCUAUAUGCACUCUACUCGCGCCCCACCGGGUGCAAGCCCGCCAGCACAGCUUGACACAGGCGCUAGCCCUACAUUGCGCACCUACGAUCAUGUUCAUGCUCACGAUCUUCUCAAGGCUGAUCCGCAGCAGAGAUCCCCAGCUCAUCGCUCCGAGCAAUUCCAUGCAGCCUCUGAUCAAAGAUCUCGCGCCGGACCACGCGCAGAUCUGAUGGGUCACGCGCAGCCCGUCAACAUCUCGUCCCAUCCGCCAAACGCCGAGCGCAUCGGCGGCAUAGGGCCGAGUCGCAACAGAGGACGCUCCAACACCUUGUCGCUGCCACACCCAGACAGCACCCGCGUGCGCGGAAGAUCUUUUAUUGGUGGGCGCCUUCACAGUCCGUCGCACCAUCCUUACAGCGGUCAUGAGGAGUCUGUAUCGCAGCCGCCACGGUCGUGGGAAGAGGUGCGCUCCUACCGAGACGAGUUCCCACGUCAUCAGGUCGGAGAGUCUGCAUUAUCCCACCGACAGUCACCGACGCAUCGACCGUCUUCGGGCCAGUCUCCCAUCCUGUUUGCUCCUUUGAGCCCCAAUCCAGAACCUCUUCAUCUGCUGCCACCGCCUGCUCGAAGAGUGUCGGGCCAAAUACCGGCCAAGAUGAUCAACUCGAGCGUCAUGGCGCGCGCGCCGCAGGGCCAUUCCAGGCCAGGCACACCCUGUUCGCCUCUCAACAUGGACAGCCUUAGCAUGGAGGAUUCCUACUUGCCAUCCGCAUCCGGCAUGGCUGUUCCCGUGACGGUCGACCGUCAGCGCUCGCCAGCCGACACACGUAGCCGCAGCGAUUAUUUCGGUCCAGCUUCGUCGGAAUGGAGCCGAUCCAGCCACGCGGCUUCUGAUUUGGCAAGGACCCCCCCACCUCCAAGCCGCCCGAUGACUGGCUCGCGUCCCAACUCGCGCGGCCAUCCUUACCGCGGAUCGGUCAUGAUGUCGACUGAAGGCGUGUCUCCUGAGCACGAAGCAGCGCCGUAUUAUUCGGGUGCUUAUGCUGCUUCUCAGCCGUCUAUCAGGCCGUUUGACCGCGCUUUAGUCGGUGCGACCGCUGCGCAUCACCUCGGAAUUUCUCGAGGAGAACAGAUCGAGCGCGAGCGUUUCAUGAUGGCGCAGCAUCACGUGUCGUCUCAAUCGCCUCUGUACACCCCGAUUGGACCGCAUGAGCUUGGAUAUCAGGGCGAUUUUGUGCCUCCGCCAGGGCGAAUGGGCCACGGAGGCGGCAGCUUUGUUGGCGCCGUGCCUCAACAAGCGGCGCCCGUGGACCGCAUCGCGCACAGCCGUCGAAGAAGACGCCCACCUUACUCGUACUCGUCCAUGAUCACGCAAGCGAUCGCCUCUUCGCCCGAAGGUCGCAUGACAUUGCGCGAAAUCUACACAUGGAUCAGUACUCACUUUUCAAGCUAUCCGAUGUCUGGGCCUGACUCGCAAGGCUGGCAGAACACGGUGCGCCACAACCUUUCGCUGGGAAAGAUUUUUGUAAAGAAGGCCAGAACGGCUCAGGAUAUCUACGACAGCUGCUCUUCGGGCAAUCCUGCGCAGAGCCAGGCAGUAAGAGGCAAAGGCGGAUGGUGGACACUGCAUCCGGUGGUGCUUUCACAAAUCCGCUCGGGCAAGCGUGCGCACAGCGACGAGUUUGACGAUCUUGAACGUCUGGUCGACAUGGAAAACGCUGCUGCUGCUGCUUCCGCCUCUUCAGGCGGAGGUCUGGUCUCGUCUUUGAUGGAUCCGGCGUCGUCGACCGACUCGAGUGACAAGACAGUGGCGGUGCGAAGGUUAUCGGUGGAUGUUGACCAACACAAGCCGCUCAGUCGACAGAGAAGCUACUCGGACUCGGUGGAUCCUACACAGGGAGAGCAGCGUCGUUCAGGCUCGGGCUAUCAGUUGUCCAUUGCUCCUGUCAGCCGUCAAGAAUCGAUCAAGACGCUUCGGAACGCAUCCGCUGGGCGAUCGCCUCGCGCAGCAUUGACAGCGCAGCCGAUGCCGCAUGACGCAAGCAGCGUGGGUGCUGCUUCUCGCGAAGACAUGCCAUCGGUGCUCCAGCGCCGACCUGACCUUGUGGACCUUGAUCGACCUUCAGUCGGUAAUCGACUGCGAGGCCACACGAUAGCAGCGCACGAGAUGUCGUUGCACCAGCCCAAUUCGAGAGCUGAUAUCGCCAAUUUUAGCGGUGAAGGAAACCGUUUCACACGAACUGCCUCGAGCGUGGGCGCCAUGUGGAGUCCGUGGCCCGCGUUUCAAGACUGCCGGCAGACGGACAGGGAUGUGGACAUGGAGCUAGCUGUUGCUAGUCAGAGAGACUCGAGUUUGGUGCUGCAGGAGGCGCGCGAAACGCUGGUUUGGCAGCAAAGAGAUUCCAGAGCAGCUCAAGCUGAGUCGCCAGAAAGCACCGGCCGAAUGGCUAUCCGAGGUCUGCUUAACAGCUGA
Mycosarcoma maydis (corn smut) is the source of this 2736-nucleotide messenger RNA. RefSeq lists its product as uncharacterized. NCBI's taxonomy places the organism in Eukaryota, Fungi, Basidiomycota, Ustilaginomycetes, Ustilaginales. Gene Ontology annotation, molecular function: RNA polymerase II cis-regulatory region sequence-specific DNA binding; DNA-binding transcription factor activity, RNA polymerase II-specific. The transcript has a single exon. Gene Ontology annotation, biological process: regulation of transcription by RNA polymerase II. The coding region runs from base 1 to 2736 and encodes 911 amino acids. The record is from RefSeq and is a predicted model, not a curated record.